Dicentrarchus labrax (European seabass) is the source of this 5974-nucleotide messenger RNA. RefSeq names its product trichohyalin-like. Bases 1 to 5316 code for a protein of 1771 amino acids. Gene Ontology annotation, biological process: actin filament organization. Gene Ontology annotation, molecular function: actin filament binding. The transcript is spliced from 19 exons. Gene Ontology annotation, cellular component: actin cytoskeleton. NCBI's taxonomy places the organism in Eukaryota, Metazoa, Chordata, Actinopteri, Moronidae. The record is from RefSeq and is a predicted model, not a curated record.
AUGCUACUCUACAGCGAUGCUAACCAGAAAUGGCUACAUGAACAUGAAAAUGAUGAACGGUCAAAGCAAAACACUUCAUCCACCGAGAUCAGCUGUGAGAGUAAGAAGGAGCGCAGGUGGAAAACAAUAUCAGCCAGAAGUUCUUGUGUUUAUCUCGAUAGUCUCCUUCAGUGUUUUUUCAUCGUACUGCUGAAAAUCAUGUCCAAGAAGCAAAGCACGUGGCCUGAGACCCUGGUAAACUCUAAGACAAACAAACCUACACAGAAGACAGGAGGAAAGGACUUAACAGCAUUGACUGUACCUGUAUCUAGUGGAGGUAAACAUGCUGGCAGAAGUAAAUCUAGAACCAUUGUUGCUUUUGGAAGGAGCCACAGCCUCAGCAGCAGAGGUAGUGACUCGACUGAUAGUAAGGCUGGUGGCUCUUUGAAAAGAGACAGCAUCAGCCACCAAGGCUGCGUUGGCCACCAGGGUACUAGACAAGGGUCUCGCCCAGCUGGACCAGCUCUCCGCCUCUGCACCAGCCGGAGCUUUUCUUCCCUCCACACCUCCUCUCUCACUGCUGCUCCGUUCAUGAGAAGCAGCCGCUCUCUGAACAGACUUGACCAGAAUUCCACUGGAGACGAUCCAGGUGCAGUUCCAAGUUCACAAGAAAAAAAAGGACAAACUACAAAAAAGAAAGCUCUGAAUUCUGUCCAGCUGUCCUCGUCUAAGGAGCAGAUCAGGAAUAACAAAGACCAGUGUCAUGUUGAUAAUACUGAGAAAAUGAAAACCAGCAGCUCCUCUGAGCCAGAGUCUUCUUCCUCUUUGGUUUCUACCGCUGAAUGUCAUCGUGACUGCAACAAAGUAAAGAAACAGACAAGAGACGGAGUAUACACACUCUGUGCUAUGACCUCUGGGAUGAGGCGUAACUGGGUCCAAGCAGUGUUAAAGAAUGUGAGGCCCAGUCCUACACCUGACGUCACAAGCUUCCUCCCAGAGCAGACGACUCAACAGAAAUCACAGCAACCGGACUCACAAUCAGCUGAGGUUCUGGAGAAAGCUGAACACCAAGACAGCUUUUCUCAAGAGCACAGAACCAGUGAGGGUGCAGAGGAAACACAUCGACGGCAGGAAGAACAAGAACUCAAACUGCAGUCAGAGAGAGAGCAGAGUUCUGCUCUUUCUCCCAUCAAUCCUCCCCAGCAGGUGGAAGAGGACAAAGAAGGUGCUUUCUGUCAUCGAUGUGAGACAGAUGUGACUCCAUGCAUUGAAGGAGCUGGAGGUGAUCGCUCUGCUUCCACAACAAUCCGCUCAAAUGAUGAGUGUUUUGAUGGAAACAUGCAGAGUGAAACUGAGCAGCAAGUUAAAACCACAGCCCAGAGUGAGGAGCAACAAGUAUCAAUAAACCUCAGCUGUGAGUGCACAAAAGUGAAGAAAAAUCUGCCCUGUGAGCAGCAAACUGGCCAACUUCUCAAAGAGCUGGAACAAACACAGAAGGAAUUGUCUCGUCUCCAGCAGUUAAACAGGACUCUGCAGGAUGAGCUACAGCAAGAGAGAGAGAUUCAUCAAAGGAACAAUCUUUUAAACCCCAGCUCGUCUUCGGAACGAGCAUUGGCUUUACAGCGGCUGCAGAAGAUGAACCAUGAGCUUCGCCUUGAGCUGGAGGCUCAAAAGAGGAUUCAGGAGGAAGCCAGAGAGGCUGAACUACGGCGACGAGUCGAUCUCUUAGCUCAACAAGCACAGUUACUGGUCACAGGUGAUGCCACAGCACUUGCACAAGCCCAUCUAGAGCAAGACCGCCUGCGGUUUCAUGAGCUGCAAGUGGAGUGGGAGCGUUGUGUGGCCUCCCUGAAGUCCCAGCUGAGCGUCAGUGAGGAGAAGAGGCAGGAGGCUGAGUCACGCUCAACACAGCUGCAGCAGGAGUUGCAGAAUUUCCACAGUCUCCAGCAGGAGGCUGAUCGCUUGCAGAAAAAUCUCCAAGAGGUGUCAACUCAACUUCGUGCUAAUGAGGAGGCACAGGCUCAAAAGGAGGAUCGCCUACAGAAGCACCUCAUGCUCCUUCAAGCAAGUCAGGAGAGAGAACGGAAGAGUUUGGCUGCUAGCCUGGCACAGGCAGAGCAACACUCACAAGACCUCCAGGAGAGACUGGAGAGGGCUGAAGAGCAGGUGGGGUGCCUGAAUAAGACUCAGACCUGGACCACAGAAAUUGAGAAGGCUCAACAACAGCUUCAGGAGGAGCUAGCAUGUACAGUAUCUGCUGUGCAGAGACUUCAAGAGGAAAGAGAGCAGCUCAACUGUCGCUGUCAAGAGCUGCAGAACCAGUUAUCUGAGGCAGAUGGGGAGGUGAGCAGGCUGCAGAGUCGCUUGAAAACAGAUGAGACACACUACUACAAUCUUGAGCACUCCUAUGAGAGAGUCUGUGAGGAACUGCAGCUGGUCCUAGGGAAGGUGCAGGAAAAGGAGACUGAAACACAGGACAUGCGAGAAGGCUACGAGAGACUCCUGGACAGGAAGGAGCAAGAGCUGAGUGAGGUUUUGCUGAAGAUGGAAGUCUUAGGUAAUAGCCUGGAGGAGACAGAAGUGAAGCUGAAUGAAGUGUUGAAAACUUGCACCUGUGCUUCGGCUCAGCUGAAGGAUGAAUCCUCAGAGCCUGCUCAGGAAAAUGAGAGACAACAACAGACCACUGAUCCUCUCACUGAAAAUGACAGCAGGCUAAAGGCAACAGACAGCUCAAAUGCUUAUGAAACUGCAAGAAGCCAUUCUCACUCAAUGGACUCAUCAUGUCAGAGCAUUGCCACUUCAGGAGAUGACCCAGAAAAGUUUAUGUGUGUGAUCCAGGCACUCGAAACCAAGCUGUAUGUAACAGAGGAAAAGUUAAGGGACAUCAUGCAAAGACUGGAGGAACACCAGAGCCACAUCAGCUGCCAGGACCCCCACCUUUGCUCUCAGCUCACUCGGAGCCGAGCCACUGCUCAGCAUCUCAGUCUGCUGCUUCACAGUCAGGCCAAGCAGAGCCAGCGCUUCGCCCAGGUGACAGAAAGUCGCUGCAGGAUGUUGGUUGGUAGGUUUCAGGUUUCUCUUAACAUUAUUCAAGCCUGCAGAGAGAGGCUUCAAUCCACCCCGAUUAAUAUUACAGACCUUGAGAGGCAACUAGCCACCGUUGUAACCUGCCUCCAGCAAGGAGAGAAAGAUGCAGAGAGACAACAGCAUGAAUCACAUAACGCCUGCAAAGGAGAUGACAGGAUCCUCAAUGAUGAGAUAUUAGCUGGAGCUGAGAGCCAUAUUAGUGCUAAAAGUAAACCCACUAAUACAUUACCCUCAGAGGAUGACAUGGGAAGUGUUGGGAGGUGUUUAAUGAGGGAACUAUUUGUAGUUGAAAAAAUGGUGUCAGUCCUUCAGAGUCAGCAUGGUAUUAGACAACUAGUACCAAGAGGGGAUGAGGGGGAUGAGGCACAUAGGUACAAAAGCAUAAUCUCCCAAAGAAUAGCCUUAAAAAGGACUCAGUCUGGAAGAGCAGAAUGUGACAACAAUGAAAGGGCCAUCAGUAGAGUCUGUGCUGAAGCAGAGCUCAUUUAUGCUGCCUUGAAAUUUCAGCAGCAAUAUGAAAGCGUGACUCAAGUAAAUAAUGAAGAAGUGGAGGCUCAAAGGAAAGAUCUGGCAGAUAUCAAUCCCCCCGAGUUGGCUCCUUACGAGGAGGGAGUGCCGGUAGACGGCAGAAGUUCAGAAGGAGCUGCAAAACCAGCUGAAAAGGAUGAAUCUGAUGCCAAAAAGGUAGAAGCAGAGAAAGAACCAGAGUGGUUAGAGAGACUUAUAUCCCGGCUUCAAAGAAGGGCAAAAUGCUUACGCAAACUCUGCCAGGAGAUUUCUGAUGCCGAUGGAGUAGAGAGUAGUGUGGACAGCAACUGGGAAAAUGCUUCUGCAGCUGACUUAAACUGGAUGCAGGAGCAGGCAAAGUUAAUUUAUUUGUCAGACAGGCUGCACUUGGAUGUAGAGCAGGAGUUGAAACAAAGUGAGGUGUUACGGGAAAAACUGCAGGCUUUGUGUAAAGAGCAGGAUAUCACAUUGAAGGAUGAGCAGGAGGCUUUUAAUCACACCUUGUGUCAACUACGGGAGGACAAUAAUAUAUUAAGAGAAGAACUAGAGCGUGCUGAGCAAAAGAUAACAUCUGUAGAGACUGGGAACCAGACACUCAUGGAAGACAUACGGAAAAUUGAGGAUUAUCAUGAGGAACGGAUGAAAAAACUGGAAGCAAAGUUUCAACAGAAGAUAAAGGAACUGCAGCAUAUCCACGAAGAAGAGAUGAAACACUUGCAUGGUUACUACAUCAAGUCUUGUGUUUCAAAAGAGAAACAGACCUGCACAGAGGCACCUACUUUCACUGAAAAUACCUCCUCCCUACCUGACCAGAAUGAGCUCGGGAACCGAAUGGAGGGAGGUGAUGCCGGGAGAGAAAGACUUGAGGCAUCCUGUGAUGAAGGUUUCUCUGCCAUGGAGGAAAUGCACAGGCAGCUGAUCGGUGAUCUACAGCAGCAGCAUCGGACAGAGGUGGCAGCACUUCUGAAGGAGAAAGAUCAGCUGCUGCAGGAAGAGACGGCUGCCACUAUGGCAGCCAUUGUAGCAAUGAGGAGAGCCCAUAAACAGGAGCUGGAGAAAAGCCGCCAGUCUCAGCACAUCAAGGAGAGUGCUGACAUCACACAGCUGCACAAUGAACAUGAGACGGAGAUCCAAUUAAUGCACAAGGAGCUCGAGGUGUUGUCGGUUCAACACACACAGAAAUGCCUGGAAAACUCUCAGUUGAACCAGAAGCUGCAAGAUGAGAGACAAGCCUUGAUGCAGUACCAAAAAGAAAACCAGGAGCUCAAAAAGAAGCAGAGAGCCACAGAUGAAAUGUCUCAGCUACAUUUCUCACUAAACGGGAAGCAGUCAAAUGUUGCCCCUCAAGUUAAUGACUUCUAUGAGAUGGAGGUGGUUCUACGGGCGAGGGAGGCCGAAAUGCAUUUUCUCAGACAGGAAGCUCGUUCUCUCAGGGAUGAGUUGAAGAUUGCUCGAAUGGACAAGAUAUAUGUCCAGAACAAGCUCAAGGCCCUCUAUACGAACAGCCAGGAUGAACCCCGUCAGGAUGUCAACAAACUCUGUGAAGAUUUCAAUUUCGCUACUUGGUCUCCAGGCAGAGACGCUUCAAGACAGAACCUCGAAGACACAGUGACAAACACAAGUAAAGCUUCUAUUCUGAAAAAAACAUCAUCCCUCACACGUCAGAUCAGAGGAGUGAGAUCAAAGAGUUUAAAAGAAGGCCUCUCUGUCCAAGAAAGAAUGAAGCUGUUUGAGUCUGUCUGAUCCAAACAUCUACUUUACAGAGUAAAACUGCUGUAUGGUCGGCGCAGUUUAAAGACAGAAGAUGUAUUUCCAUCUAUUAUGUGUAACUUGGCGUUACACAAUGUGUGUUAUAUUAUGUGGAACUCUUUUUACUGUGUAAAAGGUCUAUUUGUUGUUCUUUGUUGCUGAUGUGCUUUUGAAACGUGUGUAAGAAAGAGAGAUAGAUGCAUCAUACAACCACUAGAGGGAGCAACAAACACUGUUUUUUCUAGAUAAACAUUUCUAAAAGUUUACUAUUAAAUAUUACAGAGUAAUCUCAAAGGAAUGAUCUUUAUAUUUUGAUGCUCAGCACAUUGCACAGUGCAACUUAUAGACACACUGUCUGUGUUUUUACUGAAAGAGAACUCAGUGUGUUGCAUCAGUUAUGUAAAAAGUGUUAUUAACAUAUUGUACCACUAGAUGUAGCAUAAUACAACAUUACUCUCCCAGCAGAGGGAUGGAUGACGUCGGUGUAACUAUAUCUGUUUUUAAACCUUAAAACCUGCUCUGCAGCUGCUGCAAACACAAGCAGACAGCAACAGUGUUUCAUGACCAAAAACAUUUGAGCUGCAAAAUAAAAUAAUGACAGUUAUUUUCUAAAGGUUACUAUUUUCUAUUAAUAAAUAGAAAUUUUAGUCCU